Molecule: messenger RNA, 1153 nt
Organism: Drosophila sulfurigaster albostrigata
Lineage: Eukaryota; Metazoa; Arthropoda; Insecta; Diptera; Drosophilidae
Product: beta-1,3-galactosyltransferase brn
Exons: 1
Coding region: 59-1024 (321 amino acids)
Cellular component (GO): membrane
Molecular function (GO): hexosyltransferase activity; UDP-glycosyltransferase activity
Source: RefSeq, a predicted model, not a curated record
CUACAGGUGCUAAUAACUUAUCGUUGGCAGUGUCACCGCCAACACCGAACAUCGCGCAAUGUUAAAAAAACAUUACAAAUUGCUGGUAAAAUGUGCGCUCGUCAUACCGUUUAUCAUACUGGUCGACCUGCUCGGCCUGCUGACGCACCUCUGCGAACUGGACUUUGACAGGCACUACUACUACCCCCUGCACAAUGAGAGCGCACCCAUCGAAUACGAGUAUUUGCAGUUGCCAUCGUUCACGGAUAACCGUAAUAUUGCGGAACCGCCCCGACUGACGAUAUUGGUGAAGAGCGCUGUGGGCAAUUUACAGCGUCGUCAUGCCAUACGCAAGACCUGGGGCUACGAAUCGCGCUUCUCCGAUGUCCACAUCAAACGAGUCUUUCUGCUCGGCGUCACUGACGAGUCGGAUGCGGCUCACGAUGCCGCUGAAGCAGAGUCCAAACAUUAUGGCGACAUUUUGCGCGCCAAUUUCCGCGAUGCAUACUUCAAUAAUACGAUCAAAACGAUGAUGGGACUGCGCUGGGCCAGCGAGCAUUUCAACAACAGCGAUUUCUAUCUGUUUGUCGACGAUGAUUACUAUGUGUCCAUCAAGAAUGUGCUUCGCUUCCUGGGCAAAGGCCGCCAGUCGCAUCACAACAAAGAGCUCUUUGCAGGCUUUGUGUUUGAGAGCACGCCACUGCGUCACAAGUUCAGCAAAUGGUAUGUGUCCCUGGAGGAAUAUCCAUUUGAUCGCUGGCCUCCAUAUGUCACCGCCGGCGCCUUCAUUUUAUCGCGCGAUGCGCUGCUCAAGAUGUAUGAGGUGGGACGCACAAUUCCCUUGUUUCGCUUCGAUGAUAUAUAUCUCGGCAUUGUGGCGUACACGGCGCAUAUACCUGUGCAUCAUUGUGAGCGAUUUCUGUUCCACAAGAUGCCCUACGAUGGACCCGAGAGCUUUAGCAAUGUGAUUGCCUCGCAUGGUUUUGGGGAUCCCGUCGAAAUGGAGCAUGUGUGGAAUGAGUUGCGUUCGGCGAAUUAUGCGUAGCGCUGGGAACUGAAAAUGCCAAUGCAAUAUGUUAGCAUUAUUAGUGAGAAUUGUAUUAAGCUAUUAUUUACACAAAUGUACAUACACAACACAACAUGCCAAGCCUUAUUAAACAUAAUUUACACUCAA